CCAUCUUACUUCAACUGUCAAACGCAAAUGUCAAAAACAUUCGGCAACAAAUCGUGAAAACCGUGCAAUUUCCACGGAAUAAUCAAUCAAUUACGUAUUAAAAUGUCGGAAAAUGGGCACCACGAUGCGUAAGAAAACACAAGUUUCGUUCGUGAUACGCGAUGAGGAGGAAAGGAGGCAUAAAAAUGGGGUUAGCUCACUACAAUUGGACCCAAUUGCGGGAAGGCUGUACUCAGCCGGCAGGGACGGUAUUAUCCGGGUUUGGCACACAGGAACCGGAUCCCAGGAUAGGUACGUCCAAAGCAUGGAACACCACACCGACUGGGUGAACGAUAUAGUGCUUUGCUGCGGCGGUAAAAAUCUUAUAAGUGCUUCAUCCGACACCACUGUCAAAGUGUGGAAUGCACCCAAAGGAUUCUGUAUGUCAACUCUACGAACUCACAAGGACUAUGUACGUACACUAGCGUAUGCUAAGGAUAAGGAGCAAGUGGCCAGCGCAGGGCUAGACCGCGCUAUAUUUCUCUGGGAUGUGAAUACUUUGACUGCACUUACUGCUAGUAAUAACACAGUAACUACAUCAAGUCUUGUUGGAAACAAAGAGUCUAUAUACAGUUUGGCUAUGAAUCCACCUGGUACUAUACUGGUUAGCGGUUCUACAGAGAAGGUACUCCGAGUUUGGGAUCCUCGGAAUUGUUCCCGACUUAUGAAGUUAAAAGGACAUGCAGAUAAUGUCAAAGCGUUAGUUAUAAGCCGUGAUGGCACCCAGUGUGUCUCUGGAAGCUCUGACGGAACGAUAAAACUGUGGUCUCUGUCACAGCAACGUUGCGUAUCAACAAUCAGGGUCCAUUCAGAAGCUGUGUGGGCGAUACUAGCUACAGACAACUUCAGUCACAUCAUAUCAGGUGGGAGAGACCGGUUGGUCAUCAUAACGGAGUUACGUAACCCUGAUAACUUCAUGAUAGUAUGUGAAGAAACAGCUCCAAUACUUAAACUAUGUUUCACCGCUGACCAGCAAGCGGUGUGGGUAUCAACAUCGGAAUCAGACGUCCGAUGCUGGAAACUACCACCGCUAAGCUCGCUAUCAUCAGAGGCUUACAGCACUACUAAUUAUAAUACAAAUAAUGUGUACCAAACACAACCCAUGUAUAACAUUCCUGGAGGCCCAGCUAUAAAACACUAUACAGUAUUGAACGAUAAACGUCAUGUCCUCACGAAAGACACGGCUAGUAAUGUAGCCCUGUAUGAUGUAUUGAAGGCAAGCAAGCUUGAAGACCUAGGCCAAGUUGAUUAUGAAGAGGAAGUGAAGAAACGAUUCAAGAUGGUGUAUGUACCUAAUUGGUUCAAUGUAGAUUUGAAGACUGGAAUGCUGACUAUUCACUUGGGACAGGAUGAGACUGACUGUUUGAGCGCGUGGGUCAGUGCAAAAGAAGCUGGUUUAACUACUGAAAACGACCAGAAAGUGAACUUUGGUGCACUCCUUCUCCAAGCAUUACUGGAGCACUGGAACCAUCCAAACAGGGUCAACGAGGCCGGGCAGAAAGUGGUGGGCAACAGUUUCUUUAGUGUACCUGUGCAUACUCCACUCAUAUUCAGUGAAGUGGGCGGCAGAACGCUGUACAGGCUGCAGGUGGGUGAUGCAGGCGGUGAAACUGAGGGUAAUCUGCUCGGCGAGACGGUACCCUCUUGGGUGGUUGACGUGGCCGUCGAGAUGUCGGCGCCGAAGCUGAACAAGUUGCCCUUCUACCUAUUGCCGCAUUCCACUUGCCAGAGUAAACAGGAUAGACAGAAGAAGGACCGUCUAGUAGCAAACGACUUCAUCCAAUGCCGUAAAGUGGCCGAGCACGUUGUAGAGAAGAUAGUAGGGGGCGGUGACGUCAACGGUGCGAGUGCUGGCAGCGGGAAGGGCAGCGCCAACGAUGAUAGUGGGAACGACGCGCCCGAAGAGAGGGUCGAGUUGCUGUGCUGUGAUCAGGUCCUUGACCCAAACAUGGACCUUCGCACCGUCCGCCACUUCAUAUGGAAGUCCAACGUCGAGUUCACACUACACUACAGAGUGUUGAAACAAUGAAACCGUCGCGCGUUGUGUUUCUGCGAAUACAGAUCACAUUUGAAAAAGUACUGCGUGUUCAGAUGUGUGGAGUGAUUGUGAAGUGAUAGUGCUACAGUAAUAUCUCUGUUGAUGUAACAAAAUUUUAAACUUCAGUUUUAGAUGUCGGUGUAAAAUUCAGGUAUGUAUACUAAAAUUGUUGGUGUAUCUAAAAAUAUUGUACCUUGUGAGUUUGUCCAUACUAUUCAUGGGUAAUGUAAUAUAUGUCUUAUUUUUAGUUGCUACACAGAAGAACAUAGUACUUUGUUAGCGAGCGAUCAUUCUGGUUGUUUAAUGAAAAAAACUUCUUGACUUUUGAGGGAGCGAAUGUUUUUAAUUUACAUCAUACAACUAUAAAAACUUUUGUAAUGUUCAAACUACUUCUUUAUUAAGUUUUCUCAGUCUUACUUUUGUGAAAAUGUUUACCGGGAUUAAAGUCCCAUUUCACGUUUUUCUGAGAUAAAAUUGAGUCUAUAUUUUAAGUUAGACUUCUGACCAUACAUUGGCGAAUACUUAUUCACUUUCAUACAGUAGUUUUUGCUCUAUGCAUGUACAAACAUACAGUCUGACGGAUACAAAUUCAACAUAGAUACACAAAAAGGAUCCAACCUACAGUAUGGUCGAAAAUGAGAACAGAGUUGCUAAAUUAGUUCUAGUCUAUAAGGUCUAUAUUUAUUCAUUUAUAUUUUCCAUUAUUAAAAAUAAUUUAUAUUAUCCAUUAGUAAAAACAUCUUUAUCAAAAUACGUAACAAAAUACAAAAUGUAAUAUCAAUGAGCAAUAAUAUGAUUAAAACUGCAAUCUUCAUUAUGUCAAAAGUUUCGUUUUGUGGGUUGGAUCAUUUUUGCGUAUCUACGUUCAAUACUAAAAACUAUUGUUUCCUCUACUGUUGUUCUAAUAAAGACCCACGUGUUAGUUUUUUUUUUUCAAUAUCUAUUAUGUACAGCCAUCGGCCUGUUACAUUAUUAUAUGUAAAAAUAGUAUGGAUGAAUGAAUUUUGUACUUUAAUACAAUGGACAUAGAGUUAAAUGGCAGUAUUAGUAUUGGCGCUAGAUUUCAUCUAUGUGCCAUAAUUAAUAUACAUUGAGAUAUUACUGUAUUUAAAACAUUUGAACAAAAAACAGCAUUUCGCAAAGCAUUAUAUUAUUCAAUGCUUAUUAAAUUCUGAUUUUGACUUGUUAAUAUACGGAUAUAUAAGAUGUAUAUGUCAUAUUGUGACAUAUGUAUCAGUGACAUGUUAUAUAACUACAUGUCAUAUGACAUAUAAUUAUCGCAUUAUAUGACUUGUGAAAUAUAACAAAGAUAAUGUUUGUGUGAUACACUCGAUGGUCAUUGUAAAUUAUAAUGAAAGGACUAUAAACAUCUGAGUUGAGACUAUAUUGUGCAAAAAUAUUGUAACAUAAAAACUUUUUUAUUAUUGCUUUGAAUGACGAGACGAGCUUGAUGUUCGUCUGAUGGUAAGCGAUACGACCGCCCAUAAACAGUAGAAACACCAUCCAACAUCUUGAAUUGCAAAGUAUUGUUUGGUAUUCCACAGCGCUCGCCCUCGUGAGACAUGAGUUGUUAAGACUUAUUAUUUACUAUGUUAUAUUAUUAUGUCCAGUAGAUACACUGGGUUGAUCGCAAUUUCAUGACCCUGUCGCUCUGUGCGCCCGCUUUCGCCGGUGUUCACUUACUCUUCCCGUUUUUAAAUUUUGUUUCAUAGUAGGAGUUGUUAAUCCUAAUUUACAUUUCAGAUUAUUUCAGUUGAUAAUUUAAGCUCUUAUUAAAGUCCAUUUCUAGAUGUCAGUAUAAAGAAAGUAUUUUUUACAAUAAAUACCCUUUUUGGCUAAAUCUAUAUUUACUCCAUAUACCAGUGGCGAAGCGUCCAUACAAGCCGAUUCCUACCGGGUUACCUUUUGUAAAUUAAUUAAAAAUAAUAAAAGAAAAACAUAACCCAUAAAGAAGUGAACCCGGCCGCGCAUAGCUUCC
Manduca sexta (tobacco hornworm) is the source of this 4055-nucleotide messenger RNA. Its product is annotated as WD repeat-containing protein 48 homolog. Gene Ontology annotation, molecular function: ubiquitin binding. The record is from RefSeq and is a predicted model, not a curated record. Lineage: Eukaryota; Metazoa; Arthropoda; Insecta; Lepidoptera; Sphingidae. Bases 113 to 2068 code for a protein of 651 amino acids. The transcript is spliced from 5 exons. Gene Ontology annotation, biological process: protein deubiquitination; double-strand break repair via homologous recombination.